Durusdinium trenchii is the source of this 3150-nucleotide messenger RNA. Lineage: Eukaryota; Dinophyceae; Suessiales; Symbiodiniaceae. The record is from the annotation of a GenBank genome assembly.
GCAUUGAUGAUCAAGUUGAACUUUGCCAUGGCCUGGUCAUGGUCCCCAUGGUGCCAGAGAGACGCUCUCUGGCCGAAUGUCUGUCACAGAUCUUUGGUGGUGAGCGCUACGUCGUUUCUUUGGACCACAUUGUCUUGUGCGAGGCCUCUGCAGACUCAGUGGCGGAGGCCCUGCGGCCGUAUUUGCAACGCUUGCAGCAGGCCGAUGUGGCAGAGAUUCCAGAGCUGUGGGAAUUGGUGGAGAGAGCGACUCUCCUGCUCUCCAACCUAAAGGGAGAGACUAUCCAAAUUGGCUGGGCUGAGACCAUUUUGGCGGCUGCCAGAGCUGCUGUGUCGGCAGAGAAAUGCGUCACCUUAGUUGAGCAGCAUUUAUUGAGCUUGGAAGGCUUCCGUGCGGAUCCCAGCAGAUUUGCAAAUCCAUCUCUACCUGUGGUUUCAAACCUCUUUGCGCACGAUGCUCCAUGGAGCAGGAAGCUUGAAGCUUUUUGUUCGGCUUCUCAGCAAAGGUUCGCAGAUGAUUGUCAGAAAGCUUUGGAGGCCUUGACUCUUGGUGCUCCUUGUGAGGCUUGGGCAAAUCGCUUAGCCUACAGUACUGAAGUGGAGGCUGUGAUUGACAGCUGUUGCUCAAGCAGCUCCGAGUCCAAAAGCUACAGUUUUGCAGCUUCAUGCGCCCAAAGCUGGCUGCAGCUCAGUCUCCCAGUGCUUCCAUGGAUUCUAGCGAACCUUCUUUGGCCGAAUUGUGUGAGCUGUGCUGGCGGCUGUGCGGGUCUUGCAAGCUCUUUAAGCCAAGAGGAAACUUCUUUUCAACGAGUCCGGAAAGCAUUGGAGCACUGCAAUGAUGCACAGGCUCUCCUUCAACUGAAAGAUGCGUUCACACAAGCCUGUUCACUACUGCUACGGGCUGCAUGGUCAGAAGGAACUGGAUAUUCAAAUGCAGUGGCAUGGUUCAGUGCAGUUCUUUUGGUGGUGCAUGAGUCUUGCCGAAUCCUUUUCCCAGAAGUUCCAGUUGGUUCAGUGGCCGCAGCCAUCACUGCAGCAGAUUCCCUGCUGACUUGCAAUACAUCCCAUCCGCCUUGGGAAGAAGUUCUUGGCAAGAAGUCUAACGCUUUGGAUUUUUCGAUGGGCAAUAGUGGCAAAGAAAGCUCGUUGAUAUCUCCAAGUGUGGAAGAGCUCUCGGAAGCGAUUGCACAAGCUCUUCACGCAGAGGUGCAAACUCAAGCUGCUAGAGCCCUGCCAGGUCCAACUGACGAGCCAUGGCCGGGAAAGAUUGCACCCCUCCUGUUGCUCUUCCGCCUUCUCCCUGAUGCAGGAGGUGUGCCACUCCAGGCCCAAGCCCGUUUAGUGGCAUUGCGAGCUCUACAGGGAAAUCAUGAGGUGAGCAUGGAGCGACGUUUCUUGGAGUUUCUGCAGAAUGAGUGUGGGCAUCAACAUCCAGUGUUGAGGCAUUUGGCAAAGGUGUUGCAAGAGACUGCAGAUGCUUUGGGGAGUGCACCUUUCAAAGCAUUGGCCAUCAGUGCAGUGGCUGCUUCCAGCUUGCAACUCUGUGAGGAGAGCUUCUCGCAGCAGCCCGUUUUCUCCAAAGAAAUCGGGCUCUCGGGGUUCUCUUCCAGCCAGUCUUUCGCACUUUCACUUCUGACCAAUUCGCACUCUCAUCCAAUUUGUCAAGCUUCUUCCAUCUCCAAACAGAUCUUUUCCACUCAACUUCAAUGGACCGAGGACUACCUGACAAAGUAUCCCCAUCGAAAAUUGCUUUGGAGUCGACUUGGUGUGGUAGUUCUUUCUUGGAGACAUCAGAAAGGACAAACUCGGUUGACAACUUCUGAGAGGCAAGCACACUUCUUGCUGGCUGUCGAUGAGCACCUCAGCACUGGAGCUUCUUUGGAGAUGAGUGGUCUCUCUCUUUCUACAGACUCUCAACAUGAGAGGUUUACGAGUUUUCAGGAUUCUUCCGAAAAGGCUAGUGGCGUCGGUGGUAUGCAGGAAGUUUUGCAGUUGGUCGGGAGCAACAAGCCAUUGGAGCUCAUGAAUAUCAACUAUGUUGCCAUUCGUCCAGAAAGCGACGCUUCCCAUUUGGACCUCAGGGUUCAACCGUUUGCAAGAACCUGUUCUACUCAGGAGCCAGCGAGGGCAUCACAGGCGGCUCACGCGCCAGUAGUCGACGCAGCCGUGGUCCGGAUUCUCAAGCGCUUCCAUGUGCUCACUGGCGAUGAAGUUCUCAGAAAACUGAGCAACUAUCCGGAGAGCCUUGACAUAUCAGAGCAGUCUUCUUUUCCAGCCAGGGAUGCUAAUGCCGCUGCGAAGGAUGGGCAUGAAGCGUUUGCUCGACUGCGUGCUCUUUGCGAUCGCGGCUUGCUGCGGGCGGAGACGGAUGGUGAAUUUGACCUGCAAACGCGCUUCUUCUACGAGCACUAGGCGGCUGCGAACGUCAUUUGAAGACAGAUGUCAUGGAGUAGACUUUUGAAGGUUUUGGAGUCAACUCGUCGAAUUGGUUUCUUCUUUCUGACGAGGUGUAGGCCUGAGAUGGGUGAGGUCCCCCACGUGGGCUUCGAACCAAUUAGCCUUGAAACAGGUUACACCGAGACCCCAUUCCGCCAUCCCUUUUUCGGUUCGGAGGCAUCUUCUGUGUGGUGUUUUUGAGUUCAGCUUUGCAAGGAACAGAAGAUUUUCUUUUCAUUCUUUUUCCUCAUCGGUCAUUUGGCUCAAAGAUGAAACUGAGACGACGUUCAUAUCUGGAUCCCAGCGGGCCAUGAAUUUCAUAGCCCUUCUGGGAUUUGCAGGUGUGGAUAUCAAGCAACUUGAAAGAGAGAGAGAGAGAGACCUUUACUAUCCUUCACUUUUCAACUUCCGGUAGCUCCCUGUACGGAAACAAGCCUGUUACUCAACAGGAAAAGAUGGAACACGUGUGAAGCUGUGUACAACUUGCGGGGAAGGAAAGUAAGUUCUUGAUUGAGAAUCCACACCUAUCAUGACUCAUAACCGCAUAACCAUGUUGGGAGAAGACAGAGUCGGGAAACCUACUCCAGAGUCAGGAAACCAGAUCGUCCAAGUCAGGAAAGGUACCCAAGCAUCCUAGAAACGUGAAGACCUAAGCGUCCUUGCUCCUAGUAGCGAUGCCCUGUGCUCCUAGUAGCGUCCGUGUUCCUAGUAGUAA